Molecule: messenger RNA, 5045 nt
Organism: Acanthochromis polyacanthus (spiny chromis)
Lineage: Eukaryota; Metazoa; Chordata; Actinopteri; Pomacentridae
Gene: trpc4apa
Product: transient receptor potential cation channel, subfamily C, member 4 associated protein a
Exons: 18
Coding region: 46-2370 (774 amino acids)
Biological process (GO): ubiquitin-dependent protein catabolic process
Cellular component (GO): Cul4A-RING E3 ubiquitin ligase complex
Molecular function (GO): phosphatase binding
Source: RefSeq, a predicted model, not a curated record
CCUUCCUCUUCCUGCCCGAACAGCUCAGUUCAGGAAGAAGAAAUAAUGGCGACGCUUCUGGGGUCCGAGUCCCCUUGUACUGGAGGAAAACGAAGAAAUUGCAGCAGCAAUAUCGUCACAAAGUUCACGGCCAGUAAGAUUACUGGCCAGGGUUUCAGCCGAGGGACACAGCUCCCAGGUGGCCUGCUCCAGGAGAGAGAUAAACGCGCCAAAUGGCAUGGCAUCCCUACUCUGCUGCAGAAGCUCUACGAGAGCAGCCAUCCCAACAGUGACCUCUCCCAUGCCCACAGCUUUCUUAAGGUUUUAUCUUCCCAGCUCUCCAUGGAGGCCAUGUCCUUUGUCACGGAGGACAGGAAGACCGCUCAGGAAUCCACCUUCCCCAACACGUACACCUUUGACCUCUUUGGUGGAGUCGAUCUGCUUGUGGAGAUCCUGAUGAGACCUACACUAACUAUGCAGAAGAAAAAACCCAAAAUGAAUGAUGACUUGGUCAAAGACUGCCUUAGUGUUCUCUACAACUGUUGUAUAUGUACGGAGGGGGUCACAAAGAGCCUGGCAGCGAGGGAUGACUUUGUUCUGUUUCUCUUCACCUUGAUGACAAACAAGAAGACUUUCCUACAGACUGCUACUCUCAUUGAAGAUAUUCUUGGAGUUAAAAAGGAGAUGAUCCAGUUAGAGGGCAUCCCCAACCUGUCAGGCCUGGUCCAAAGCUUUGACCAGCAACAGCUGGCCAACUUCUGUCGCAUCCUGUCUGUCACAAUCUCAGAACCUGACGUAGGAAAUGAUGACAAGCACACCCUGUUGGCCAAAAAUGCUCAGCAGAAGCGCAAUGCUAGUCCCUCGCGAGCAGAGGUCAACCAGGUCACCCUUCUGAACAUCCCUGGUUUCAUUGAGCGGCUGUGUAAGCUGGCCACUAGGAAGGUGUCUGAAGCUACAGGCGCCAACUUCCUGCAGGAGCUGGAGGACUGGUACACGUGGCUGGACAAUGCUCUGGUGCUGGAUGCCCUCAUGCAGAUGGCUACAGAGGAGGCUGAACAAAGCAGCACAGAGUCAUCAGAUGAGAGCUCUCUGGCUACCAGCCCUCUGAGGCAUCGACUGCCCCAGUCCAUGAAGAUCGUUCAUGAGAUCAUGUACAAAGUGGAAGUGCUCUAUGUGCUCUGUGUCCUCCUUAUGGGCCGACAGAGGAACCAGGUUCACAAGAUGCUGGCUGAGUUCCGUCUCAUCCCAGGUCUCAACAACCUGUUUGACAAACUCAUCUGGAGGAAAUACACAGCUUCAAACCAUGUGGUGCACGGCCAGAAUGAGAACUGCGACUGUAGUCCAGAAAUCUCCUUCAAAAUCCAGUUCUUGCGGCUACUUCAGAGUUUCAGUGAUCAUCAUGAAAACAAGUACCUCCUCCUGAACAGCCAGGAGCUGAAUGAACUGAGUGCCAUAUCCAUGAAGGCCAACAUCCCAGAGGUGGAAGCUCUGGUCAACACAGACAGAAGUCUAGUGUGUGAUGGAAAGAAGGGCCUCCUCACACGUCUCCUUACUGUCAUGAAGAGGGAGCCUCCAGAUUCGUCUUUCAGAUUCUGGCAGGCAAGAGCAGUGGAAAGUUUCCUCAGAGGAGCCACAUCCUAUGCAGACCAAAUGUUCCUUCUGAAGAGGGGACUGCUGGAGCACAUCCUGUUCUGCAUCAUAGACAGUGGCUGUACAUCUCGAGAUGUCCUUCAGAGCUACUUCGAUCUGCUUGGAGAACUCAUGAAGUUCAACAUCGAUGCCUUCAAAAGAUUCAACAAAUACGUCAACACUCCAGAGAAGUUUCAGACCUUCCUGACACAGAUCAACAGUUCUCUGGUGGACUCUAACAUGCUGGUGCGCUGCAUCGUCCUCUCGCUGGACCGCUUUGAGAGCCAGACUGAAGAUGUCAAAGUGGUAGAGGUACUUUCUGAGUGCUGCCUGCUGUCCUACAUGGCCAGAGUUGAGAACAGGCUGUCCUUCCUCUUCCGACUGAUCAACAUCAUCAACGUACAGACACUCACACAGGAGAAUGUGAGCUGUUUAAACACCAGUUUGGUGAUCUUGAUGCUGGCAAGAAGAAAGGCUAAACUGCCCUUCUACCUCAAUGCCCUGCGGGAGAAGGAGUAUGCUGAAAAGUACCCAGGCUGCCUGCUCAACAAUUUCCACAACCUACUGCGCUUCUGGCAGCGCCACUACCUCAACAAGGACAAAGACAGCACCUGUCUGGAGAACAGCUCCUGUAUCCCCUUCAGCUACUGGAAGGAGACGGUGUCAGUGCUGCUGGGCUCAGACAGGACUUCUCUGUGUGCCAUAGCGAGCUACAUCGAUGAGCCUUUCAUGGAUCUGGACAGAGACCUGCUGGAGGAUUGACCUCCAGCGUGUGCACUCAGUGUGCUGGGGAUGGGAUGGGGCAGACGGUCACGGGGAACAUGGACACCUAAAGCUGGUGACGACUCCCCUGAGCCGAGCCAUCCAGGCGCUUUGUGACUGCGUUCUGGAUGUAAAUCUCACCUGUCUACUGUCUGCACCUUCGCAUGGAGGCCGUCCUCACAGACGUGAGCAGAUGCGCAAUUUGCCUGGCUGCCGUCUUCUCACUAAGUUAUCAAAGGAAGAGGAGAAAAACCUGUAAGCCCGCCCCAGAUUGGCCACACGGUAUAACGGACAGUUUAAGGACCUUGGAAAAUGACACCUGCAUUGGUUGUUUGCUUUAGGUGAAAUUCAGAUAGAGCUUUUUAUAUAACCUAUACAAAAUUCUAUGAAAAAAUAUGUAUGAUUCAACAAAUUAUAUGUUAGAAAAAAAGAUUCUUUUCACGUGGACUUGGUUUGGAAAUGACCACAGAUAGAGCUUUCACCCAGACGUGCAGGUUGGUGGUGUGUCCCAGGGCUGCCAGGAGUCACCAGCCUCACUCUCACACUACCUUCACGCUCUCUGUUGACUCCAUGCCACUCCACUGCCUGACCUGUGGGGCAAACUGGUGAUAGUGGAGUUUUUUUGCAGGGGGUCUUCUCAAAAGAGCAUUUUCAUUUAACCUGUCUGUGGGUCUAUUUUGUUAGGUGGCUAUUGUUGAUGGUGCUUUCUGGCUGUACUCAGCACAUUUAGGUAGCUUGAGGGCCGGCUGACAUGUUCUACAUAUCACACGGGGUUCCUCGUACCUAAAACCAUCCAUUCUGUUGUGGCUUCAGAAGCUUCACUCCAGGGACUCGACUUUUUUCCAGGUUAUUUUUGUUGAUUGACUUUUUGUCUUGUUCAAAACAAUGGCUUUUAGCUCUGGUUAAAUUGUAGAAUAAAACAUUGCACAGAUGAAUUGUUUUUAUUGUUUAUUAUAUUUUAACACAUUUGUUCAUUAAAAACAUCUUCAUUCUGUAACAGAAUUUGUAUCCAUGUUGUGAGAGAUGCUUUGGGAAGAGAAUAAACUAUGCAGGCGUUAGUGUUAAGACGAGACUUUUUGUUCCAGCCCACACAGUUUGUUUUACGUGACUUAGCCUUCAGCCCAACAUCAUCAGCUUUGGAUUGAAAGUCCACCACUUUUUCUGGUUAGCUGCCAUUUUUCACAGUCUUUGGCCACAAGCUGAGAAUGACAAUCUUUCUGUUUUGAUGGCUCUUUCUUUGCAUGGCACAACUUGAUGUUUAACUCGGAUUGAGGAGGAACGGUGAAGCACAGCUCUGUAAAAGAUGUCUAUAGCCUGAACGUGCUGCUGAUUUAUUAGAAACGGCAGAUGCGGAGCUGAGCAGAUAAUUUGGUGUCUUAAAUUAAACAGUGUGAACCUGAGAUAAGUACAAAUGAAUCAGCUACCUCAUAUUUUAUCCUGACACCGUACAGAUCAAACCACUUCUGAUGACAAGUGUACAGAUUUACUCCCAGCAUGUCAUGAGUCAUAACACGCGUUCAUGUGAAUGUAUAAGGGCAUUUCUACGGUUGGCCCCUGAUGCCAUGAGUUUUACUUGUGCUCUGCCGCCUUGGGAUGCAAACAAACACGUUCUUUACAUGUUUGAAGCCUUUUAUUUGCUUUAAAGCUAAUUAAGAUUGUUUUCUAGCUUUCAUUCAGCAUGUCUUAAAUCUCUUGAUGGGUGUGCACAUACUUUUAAUUAGUUCAUCUUUUGUGCUUUGCAGUGGCAUAAAUGCAAGUACACAACAAGUGCUUCUCUUACGGAUUCUUAGUUUUCUUUGUUGAAUGCCCAAGAAAGUUUGCUGUUGUUUCUUGAAAUCACAAUAUAGUUUGAGGCAGGAUUCUUCUGCAGUGGUGUUCUUUAGUACUGACUGUGUGUUAUCAUCACUCUUCUUGCUUCGGUCAUCCGCGGUGGAAGUCAGAGAGGCUGUUGGUGUGAUGGCAUGAAUGUUGUGAGCUCUUUGGAGCAACUGUAUAAACAAUCUCUGAACCCUGACUUCUGUAGCUUUGUGAUCUGAGUUUGAGAGAGGUCCUUCUGUAAGAUGCACAAGAGAACUGGUUCUCAACAGUUAUGUGGUGUGACGCUCCUACUAGGCCUUAGAUUUCAUCUAAUAGUUUGUAUAGAAAAUGUUGAAAUGUUAUCCUCUUGGCCAAGAACAUGCUGCAUAUUAUAACACACUAUUUGAGUUUUAUUUUAGAUCCCUGAAACUUUGACUUUAACCGUAGACUUAUGUAAUGUUUAGCAUGAUGAAGUCCUUAUGAGACACAUUUUGAAGCCAGACACAUUUUAAAACUGUGGUGCUUUUAUUGAUCAAAUGUGAUUGUAUCUCGCCUCACUAAGGCUGACGGCAUUUAAGAGAGGCUGAAAGUGGAUGAUAUGGUGUAAAAUCUCAAUCAUAAGAUCAUUUAAGGAAGCGGCCCAUAUAUAUAUAUUUUGCAUUUCACUUUCAUCUUUUCACUUCAGUCUUAAUCUCUGUGUAACUCUGUUUAAACUACCAAGCAGAGAAAAGUUUCAUUUUCACAUUCUACUAUAACCACUUCUGUAACCAACUCUCACCCUCAUGCUCCCCCUCUAAUGCUGGUAUUGAACUUCAUUUUUCCUUAUUUAACAGCUGUUUGUCAAGCUAAUGAUAUAAUAAAUUCUUCUUUAGACUGUC